Chara braunii is the source of this 1893-nucleotide messenger RNA. NCBI's taxonomy places the organism in Eukaryota, Viridiplantae, Streptophyta, Charophyceae, Charales, Characeae. The record is from the annotation of a GenBank genome assembly.
GUACAUGCGCGUCCUUUGCUUCGGCCUCACAACCCCAUCUAUCCGGUGUGUGUGUGUGUGUGUGUGUGUGUGUGUGUGUGUGUGAGAGAGAGAGAGAGAGAGAGAGAGAGAGAGAGAGAGAGAGAGAGGAUUGAUUGAUGCCUAUUCCAGAAUGGAUUGCGCAAUGGCACCAACGUCUCCAUGGGCAGAUUGUACAAAGGGGGGGAGAAAACAGCGGCACGGAGGGGAGGAGGUUGUUAGGAGAACGGGAGGGAGGGAGAUGGCUAUGGCGAAGAGGAGCCAGCGUGCGUCAAGGGUCUACGAGAGAUGGCGGGAUCUGGCAAGCGCUGCGACGGAAAUGGAAAUGGCCGUGGGAACUGCAGCCGUUCGAAGACCGAGCGGCUGCGUUCAAGCGCAAGCGGCUGGAGGGUUUUAAGCAAUUCGCUCAGGCCGCCAAAGCCGAGAACUUAAACGAUCUCCGAGACGUAAUUGGUGCCAUGAUCUUAUCAGAAUGCGUGUACAAGGAUCCGGCAUCAGAUUUGGUACGAGCGGUGAAUCAAUUCAACAUGGACUUCGGAGGUGACUUGGUUCGUCUUGAAAGAGUGCAGGUCUCCUUGGAUUCUGUUCCCCACAGGUACUUGUUGGCAGAGGCUGAUGAUAUCCUAUUUGCAUCUUUUGCAGGGACGAAACAGUAUCGGGAUGUUCUCGCAGAUGCAAAUAUACUUCAGGAGGCUCUUUUUCAUGCUGAAGAGGAUGAAGGGGACGAUGGGGGCUUGGGACCUGUGAGCACCAUGUCACCACCCGUGAUCGCAAUGCCCUCUGGGAUCAGUGACCCUAGUAAUUCCGUUCGGAAUGCGGGAGGAGAUCGUAUGAGCUCAAGAAAGCGGCGGUUGGAUCAGAGGGUUCGACCGGCAGCGCAUAAGCGUAGCAACCGAGUGAGAGGCGACACUUGCAUUGGUGGCUACGUCGACUACGGGGGAGGGGAGGUAGACAAGAGGUGGGAGGCACAUGGUAGUAGACCAGGUGAUAGUGGACCAGUGUACGAGGACACACCAAGGGGGGAGAAGGUAGAGGAGGUAGACAAGUGGCAGGAGGCACUUGGCAGUAGAUCAGGUGAUAGUGGACCAGCGUACGAGGAUACACCAAGGGUGGAGAAGGUCGAGGAGGUAGUGCGUAACGGUAAGAAGCAAAUGGCAACGCCGAACAGAGCGGACGGGGCAGGGAGUGGCGGAGGCAACAGAGGUUGCUUCAACUGCGGACAGUCAGGACACUACGCAAGAGACUGCCCAGCGGGAAGUAACCCAGGGACACCUCAGCAGCAGCAGGGGGCGUACGCAAACAACGCCAGAUACUGGCAGAGUAGGCGAGAGCUCGAGGAAGACAUCAAAACCAUGAAAGAAUGGGUACAGAUGAAGAUGAUGAAGGAGCAAGAGAAGUUUGCCAAGAAAAGGGAGGAAGAGGAAAAAGCCAGGCAAGAUGCGGAGCGAAAGAAGCGACAGCAAGAGGAGGAGCGAAGGCAGACUGAGUUAAGGAGGCUCAAUGAGGAAAGUGAGCUAAGGAUAUUGUCAACGGUGGCAAGGGAGAUGCACCAUUUUCAUGCGGACGUCCGAAGCGACAUACAAAUGGCGCUCACGACGAGAGCGGGAGCCUCAAAGGAGAAGGGGAAAGGCAAGGCGAACUCACUGGAUGAUCAUGCCACAGACGAACUCUUGAAUUACUUGAAAAGGGAUAAUGAUGAGAGCUCGAGGGAUCGCGAGAACCGAGGAAGAUGGGAGUUCACUCGGAGGAACAGAGGCCAAAGGACCGUGAGGAAGCUCGGGUCACCAUAAACAUCGGAGGACGGUGGGGAAGUAACACCGGGAGAGGGAAAAAUGCAGAGGAUGGACAAGAAGGUACCAAGAACAUGCAACAGAG